AUGGUUUUACCUGACUCUGGAAUUGCUGGGAACAGCGCACCUCUUCCUCCGGCCAAUGGUGGUAUCAGUGAUAUGCUUUUCUUUCCAGACACACAUGAGCUUCUUUGGCUGGAAGGUGGCCGGCUGCUCCGCUCCUGGAUGGACAAAACCCAACGCCGUGAGCUCGCAGUCUUACCUGGAGAUGCCAAUGUGUCUGAGCUACUGAAUGUCACUGGGAACGGCCCAAGCUUGGGCUCUCACGGUGAAGAUGGGGCAAUUGCUUGGACACAGCAGGACUCAACGGCCGUGAUUCUCUUUGCGUCACUGGUGACCAAGAAGCUGUGGAUUGCAAGUCUUUCAUCAAUUCCACCCCGAGAACCUUCUCAUGUUGGGCCUUGGCUUCAGGUGCCUGGUGCAACUAUCGAAAGCAGCAAACCAGAUGCAUCAGGAGCUCCACUCCUGUUAGCCAGUGAUGGCACUGUUUACUGGACUGAUGCUCUCCACUUCCGUUCCUGGACUGCUUCCGCUGCCCUCCAGGCAGCUUCUGAGAACCCCACGUCCCAGUCUGCUGCUUUGGCGAACUUGACUGAAUGGGGCGAAGUCCUCUUAGCACAACGCACCGGCGAUGGUGGCCUACUGUGGGUUCGACGGCCUCCCACGGCCGCUCGUUGGCGAUUGGAGCUGAUCCUUCGCCCGGAUUUGUUGCACCUCGGACCCAACGACAACUUGGCGGAUGAAAACGUGCGGAGUCUACACGAAUUUCUGGAAGGUGAUCUUCCGUCAGGGCUGGCGGUGCCACCGAAUCCAGGGCCUGGAUUGCCGUACAGAGGUAAUUUGACUCGGCUUUUUCAGCAGGUCUAUUGGUCGAUCUCCGGGCCGGAGACGCAAGCCCGAAUUGAUCAUUUAGACAUGGAGACUGGGAAGAUCUCCACUUUAUCGUAUGCUGCUGGUCUGGAACGUCGUGGUGCCAUGACCGUGCGGCCAGGUGCUCUUAGUAUUUAUCCAAUGCCAGAAGUUUGUGUAAAUGUCGGGUGCCUCUACUUGAGAGUUUGGGAAGAAUGCAGGAUUUGUACGGAAGAUCAAUGUGACACGUGCUUCCUUGAUACUCAGGACUGGGUUGUGAAGCAAUGGUACUCCUCGCAUGGCCUCUUCUCAAAUUGCCUUUGGCUUUGGCCUGCUGAUCAGGCGGCCUGGUUUGUCCGCACCGAAGUGCAGCAAGCCAAAGAGAAAGGGCUUUUGCCCGAUGAUUUUGUGGCUCAGGAGCUUCCACCUGAAGGAGCUACUCCCCCGAGCGCUGUAGCGACGGUUCCACCUACGGUCACUAUCACGACCGCAACACCCACGGCGACUGCUUCAACGUCCACCUUUACCAUGACUUCGACCACCAGCACAUCAAUGACACUCUCCAUGACCAAUCCUUGCAUAGCACUUGAGCCGCCAGAAGGACUGCUGCCGGAUGAGACAUGCAGCGAUAUGGUGAAUGCUUGGUGUCAGGACUUGUCGAUCAACAGCAGUAUGCCACAUGCAAUUGCACCAAGCACUCUACGCCGAGAUUGUGCAACGUAUCCAUGGACCUUCAAGGCACUCUGCAAUCCACAGACGGCGCCAACUGCCCUGGCGCCUUCAAACUGCGAGCAGCCCCUGUGGAGCUAUGCGCUACUUGCCGCAGGCAUCGCGCUGAUCCUCUCUACGAUUGUGCCAUUCUUUUGGUGCGCCAGCAUGCGGAGGAGGCGGGGCCGCGGCACUGUGAGUGACCUCCCCAGCGGCCUGCGGCUGCGGGAGGCAGCCUGGGCAGAGAAAGUACCAGGCCGAGGAGCCUCAAACCUUGCGCCGAGUGCAUCCGAGCAAGCCGAGUCCGGGCAUUCGACAAAGACUCCCUGGUGGGACUUCCGUCAACGAUGGAACGCAUACGUGAAGAGGAGCAAGCAGUCGAAGCGGUGUUGCUGCAGACGACAUGAGAGAAUUCUGAAGGUGGAGAGCCCGGAGAAGUCUUGGGAGGUUGAACAGGUGGACACCGAAACACCUCCAGAUACGACCAUGAGCAUUGGCAGCCCCAGACCGAGUGCGGAUGAUUCGGUGCCACCGCAGGCUGCAUCUGUGCAACAGAUCCUCAAGGGCACCUGGCAGCCGGGCCUCAGUACUUUGAGUGCUGCUGCGGCAGCAGGGCGUCUCACAGAUGCCAUGCGCAAGUUCAUGUUGCCUGGUGCUCGUCAGGCAGAUAAAUGGCGCUUGCUGCAUGAUGUGGAAGACAUCCUUCGCACACUGGGCAGUGCCUUGCCCGCCAACCUCCGCAGUGCAGCCUGGGCCUGGCACGCAAGGCAGACUGGACGACUGCACCGAAGCUCAGCGCUGGAAACCGCUCAAGAGGAGGCGAGGUCAAUUGCAGAGGACUUUCGAGAGGAUCUCUCAAGGCGUUUGCAGAAUGGUGUACGUCAAUUGGAAGCUACUGCACUAGAAGGAAUUGAUGAUGUCCAAGAUUUUCAGAGAGCUCCCGGUCCCAAGAGCUUGCAGAAAGCUUUGAAGCUUCAAGAUGCCUUGGAGAAGCUAAAGAUCAGGAUGGAACAAGUUGAUGAAGGAGAUAGCUCGAUCAAUGCUGCGCAUUUGCUGGAUUGCUAUCAAACCUUGAUGCGCCUCAAGAAGGAUGCCGAGAAGAGUAGCGCCAACGAUGGUGCAGGCCAACGAGGUCCUGAGACUUCCAAUCUAUGGGAUGCACUGGCGCAGGAGAUUGGAGAUGUCCAAGAGGCCUUGCAAGCAAAGCUUGAGGAAAGCGGUGUUCCUUCAGGAUCGCUUCAUCUUCGCGAGUCAGACGAAGAUGAGAAUGGGACAGGAGGCCAGGGAGGCCAACAGCAGUCACGCAAGCCGGAGGCCCAGGGGUGGCUGAAAGGUCUCAAGGACGCGGCACGAAGGGCUGCCACCUUUGCGCAAAAGUUGAAGGAGCUCUCACGGAAGGACAAGGAAAAGCUUGAGGAGAUGGAGAAGAAGCUUUUGGCUGAACUGGAGUCCUGCGAGGAUGCAGCAGCAAGAGCAGGAGGAGACUCGCGAGAGAGCACAAACUGGAGGCAACUACAGAAUUCGUGGUCACAGUUGCGCGACGAACUGGAGCAGGUGCGGCAGGCACCAGAGGACACAGGGGAGAAAAGAGGCGGCCGCUUGUCAAGCUGGGCCCGAGGUCGCUCCAAAAUGAUGCCAAAACGAAGCCAAACCCAGCCGCUGCAGACGCAGGAGCUCAGUCCAGAGCUGACAGCCUCAUCCGCGCAGCUGGCAAUGCUGGAGGAGAACUUAGAGCGGCUGCGGAACAAUUUCAGGACAUCAACCAUGAGCUUGAAGGGAAAGUCGGAGAGAGAUCAACGACUUCUGAUGGCCGGAUGGCAAGAACUACAGCAACAGGAGUUGACCAAGCUUCUGGAGGCCGUGAAGUCCGCGGAGGCCCUGCUGGGAGAUGAAGAGCCUCUAGCUGGCCACUCUGUCCGCAGCCAGUGGCAACGGCUGCGAGCUGAAUUGGAGGAUGAGCUUCAAAUGUCGACACUUGGCUCGUCGCAAACGCUCGUAAGCCCGUCUGCAGGUCGCUUGUCCUUAGGCAUCGGAUCCCGACUCUCCCCCAAGAAACCUGCGCCGAACUUGGGCAUUCCGAAAGAGAUUGCAGAGGCUGCUGGCAGCUUCGUGCCGCUGAGCUACGAGUUUGCGAAGCUUCAGCCUUUGCUGCUAUUGCCUUGGCGGAUCAUUGAUGGAGGUAUCCGAAGAUAUCCGAAGUAA
Molecule: messenger RNA, 3732 nt
Organism: Durusdinium trenchii
Lineage: Eukaryota; Dinophyceae; Suessiales; Symbiodiniaceae
Source: the annotation of a GenBank genome assembly